UCUCUCUCUCUCUCUCUCAAAGUGGCUGGUGUAGAUUCUGCUGCUCUGUGUAACGUGCCAGUGUCCCGGGCCUGCCUGCCUGUGUGCGCGCGUGUUGCCUGUUCAGGAGACUCCUUUGUUGGAGGGUUUUGCCCCGGUCCCCUCGGUGACAGUGGGGAGACGCUCCCUCGACGCGGACGCGGUCAGUUGGCGUGUCCCGACCCGGAGUGACGGCUGCGCGCUCCUAUGGUUCCUCCCAGACACUCCUGCGCUGGUCCCCUCGUCUGACUCCGUGCCCCGCUCACCGCGGCUCCUCCGUGACCUACUUACAAGUGCGUCGGAGGCCGAAGCGAGUCCCGGGGCUCAAGAUGUCGGUGGCGGGCUUGAAGAAGCAGUUCUAUAAAGCCAGCCAGAUGGUAAGUGAGAAAGUUGGAGGAGCAGAAGGAACUAAACUAGAUGAUGACUUCAAAGAUUUGGAACGGAAAGUAGAUGUGACCAGUAGAGCAGUAGUGGAGGUCAUCUCCAAAACAUCAGAGUACCUUCAACCCAACCCAGCAUCUCGGGCCAAACUGUCCAUGUUGAACACCAUGUCUAAGAUCCGUGGUCAGGUGAAGAACCCUGGCUAUCCUCAGGCAGAGGGACUGCUAGGGGAGUGUAUGUCCAAGUAUGGACGGGAUCUGGGAGAGGAAACAAACUUUGGCGGAGCAUUAGUAGAUGCAGGAGAGACCAUGAAGAGAUUGGCAGAAGUCAAAGACUCUCUAGACAUCGACGUCAAGCAGAACUUCAUUGAUCCGUUGCAAGGACUCUGUGACAAAGACUUCAGAGAGAUACAGCACCACCUCAAGAAGCUCGAAGGCCGUCGCCUGGACUAUGACUACAAGAAAAAGCGCCAGGGCAAGAUCCCAGACGAGGAGGUUCGACAGGCCCUGGAGAAGUUUCAUGAGUCGAAGGAAGUGGCUGAGACCAGCAUGUACAACCUGCUGGAGACGGAUAUCGAGCAGGUGAGCCACCUCACGUCCCUGGUGGAGUCCCAGCUGCAGUACCACCGACAGGCCGUGCAGGUGCUGGAGGAGCUCUCCGACAAACUCAGAGACAGGAUGAGCGAGGCUCAGUCUCGCCCAAGACGUGAAUACACACCCAAACCCAAACCCAUCUUUGACUUCGGAGAUGACAAUCAUUCAAACGGUGGAUACUCAACCUCAAUGGCUCCUCCACCUUCAUGUAACUCUGAGCAGUCUUUUCACUCGGCCAGAUUGUCCUUUCGGAAACCAAGAUUGUUGCCGGAGCAGCCGAGCUGUAAGGCGCUAUACGACUUUGAUCCGGAGAACGAGGGGGAGCUGGGCUUCCGCGAAGGCGACAUCAUCACCCUGACCAAUCAGAUCGACGAAAACUGGUACGAGGGCAUGCUGAGCGGCCAGUCGGGAUUCUUCCCUCUCAACUACGUUGAGGUCCUUGUUCCGUUGCCUCAUUAAUACAAAGAGAGCAAGAGAGGAGACUGACGGAGAGGAGAAGUUAGUGGGAAUUGUGACGAGGGAAGUGAGUGGAGCCAGGGAACGGUCCGCAGAAGAUUAAUUUUCAACUUCGGCUCCAGCGUCAUCCUCGCAGAGUGGUUUGGGGGAUUUCAAAGUCCACACCAGAAUAUCAACCUAUUCCAUCCAAAGGUAAAAGGAUUGACACUGAGAUGGACACAAAACGUUGUUACCUGUCAGUCAGAAAACAUUUCUUUAGUAACAAACUGAUGAAAUGCAAGCAAUAUUUUUUUCUUUAACCAUAAAUUACAGAAAUAGUAAAAAGAAUUGUAUUAAAUCUGAUUAAGAUGACUGGAAUGAUGCAUUCACAUGAUCCUCUGCAGUCGGUUUAAACAGCAGGUUGGUCGGCGGUUUUCCACCAGUCAGUUUUCAGGCUAGAGAGGCCGACUCAAACCUCUCAGUAAAAUCAUGUAACCGGACUCAAUGUCAUACUCAUUUCAAAACUGAAACUUUGAGUCCCUUUACAAGGACUGGCCCGCAGCUCGUGACGCCUCCUGUUGGUGUGACUGAGAAUUACUUCUACCUGAACUGAAAUGGAACUACACAGAAACAGAAAUGUAGAUUUAGUAGCGUCUUGAAAAAAAAAAGGAUUACCGUGUCACAAUUUUAAUGAGAAAGACGAGUGAAAAUGUCUCUCAGAUUUGGGAUUUAGGUCCGUUGACUUUAGCUUCACAACACACCAGUGGCUUCAUUUUUUUGUUAUCAUUUCAGUAUUUGAUUGAUAUAGUUUCCGCUCACUACAGCAGUUUGUUUUUAAAGUGUAGAACAGCUUAAUGAAUAUGUGAGAAUAUGUACCUGCACCUUGGUCCUCAGAUGAGAUUGAUGUGUGUGUGACAGACUCACUCCGCCAUUAUACAAAGACCCAAAGUUAAAUGCAGACAUUGCACCUUUUUUCGUCACUCAAGGCGUGUCUAGAAGCACUGGUAGAUUAGUCUGCUUGUCUGUCCAAUAGAAACAAUGGAGCCAAAAAAAAAAAGUGCACAUAGAUGUUCUGAAACAGCCAUAUAUUCAUUUAGUGUCGGGCCUGUUUGUCUUAUCGUAUUGAGCCCUUUACCUUAUUGUCCAAGACUUUUUCACAUCCAAUUUGAAGGCGCCUGUUUACUCCAUGUGAUGCCUGAGCAGACGACGCUGCUGGCAGCGACUUCGUCUCUCAUAUACUUAACCCACUGUCCCACUGUCUCUGUCUGUCUCUCAUGUAUUUGAGAAUGUGAAACUCAUUUCUGCUUCGAGUCUGACCACGUUACUCUGAUCACGGUGUUUGUGUAAUGGGCUGAUGUAGUGAAAUCUGUGAAGACGAGGGAGGUUUGUUGUUUUGGAUCGAGCCACCUUCCACAAACCUGCAGCCGGAGUCUAAUGCAGCAUAAAAACUGUACAGUAUGAGGGAAAGACCUGGAGUGAAAGGGAAAACAUCAAGGGUGGGGGGGGUUGGAGGAUUGGAAUAAUUUGGAGAACCCCUUUUACCAAACAUGAAUCCUCACCAAAACACGUGUUGAGAGUCUGAUUCUUUUCAGGGGGAGUUUUGAUGAAUAACAAGUCCUACUUCACUGUCCGCAGUCUCUUUCUGCUACAUUCCCCGACUGCUUUGUGUGUUUGUCCUUCACUCCUGAGUUUGGUCCUAUAUGUUUACAUCUCUGAUCCUACUUCAUUUCAAUGCUUGUAUCAAGUUCAGGGCAAAGUUAAAGGACUGUGGGAGGUGCUGUCUGGAUCACACUGUAAUAAAAAAGUCCCUGUUAACUGUGUUUGAGUGCCUUUGGAAAAGAAAGGAGGGAAAGUACAGCGACUAAUACAGCAACCAAAACCUAACCUAGCUACUUAAAAACAAUGGUUUCUUUUUCUUUUUUCUACUUUAAGUUUUUAUUGUUGCCAUUGGCACUUUUCCUGUGUAAAGAUGAGAUGCGUGUGCACAUUUCUGACACUACAGCAGCUUCCUGAACAUGUAUUUGGAUAAUGUGAGGUUUAUCAACAAACCACCAGAGGAAGCUGCUUUUAUGUAGAAUUUAAUCCAUGUGUGAAAAAAAAAAAAGUCCCUCUGGUUUCUUUGUGUUUUUAAAGGGCUAUACAUUUGUUUAAUCAGUCUUAAAUGAACAGCAUAAAAUCACUCGGGCUCUCGAUAGUAUUAUUUUUUAUAAACAAGACCUUAAAACAUUUUAAAUUAAUCUUUGCAUGUAGUCCUAUGUUACACCUUGUAAAUGUACGUCUUAGAUUUAAGUUGCCUUUUUACUUUUAUGUGUAUGAGUACAGAAUUUAACCGCAAUAUUUUGUCUUUUUAUUAUCAAAGUGUUUGUACGAGCCUCUGUCUCUUCCCCUACCCCCAUUCUUACUAUAAAUAAAAAAGGGGAAAAAGG
This is a messenger RNA of Scophthalmus maximus (turbot), 3853 nucleotides long. RefSeq names its product SH3-domain GRB2-like 1b (gene sh3gl1b). Gene Ontology annotation, cellular component: glutamatergic synapse; cytoplasm; presynapse. The record is from RefSeq and is a predicted model, not a curated record. Gene Ontology annotation, biological process: synaptic vesicle uncoating. NCBI's taxonomy places the organism in Eukaryota, Metazoa, Chordata, Actinopteri, Pleuronectiformes, Scophthalmidae. The coding region runs from base 348 to 1451 and encodes 367 amino acids. Gene Ontology annotation, molecular function: protein binding. The transcript has 10 exons.